This is a messenger RNA of Phodopus roborovskii (desert hamster), 414 nucleotides long. RefSeq names its product E3 ubiquitin-protein ligase PPP1R11-like. Lineage: Eukaryota; Metazoa; Chordata; Mammalia; Rodentia; Cricetidae. Gene Ontology annotation, cellular component: nucleus. Bases 1 to 414 code for a protein of 137 amino acids. Gene Ontology annotation, molecular function: protein phosphatase 1 binding; protein serine/threonine phosphatase inhibitor activity. The record is from RefSeq and is a predicted model, not a curated record. The transcript has a single exon.
AUGGAAGAAUCAAUAUCUAAGCUAACAGAAGACAUCUCAGAGACCACCGUUGGACUGGAGGAUGGGCUCAAAAAUAUCAAUUUAUCCAACCCAUUAGAGAAGGCAAAGUCAGACAAGAGGGUUGAGUGGUCAAGUGACACUAUUGAUAAUGAACACUUGGGACAUCACUCAUCUGAAUGUUGCUGUGUUCAUGAGAAGCCAAGUGCCUUUGAUGAGAGCUCCUCAGAAAGUGAAAAUGAUGAUGACAAUUGUGAUAUACUCUGUGCUUGUGGUCAGCACAAGGGAAGAUGCUGUGUUCUUUUAAGUACUGUUGCUACUACUUCACCUUCAAAGAUCAAGAUAAUUCUGAAUCCCUUCAUGCUUAAGUCCAUCUCCCUACUAGCUCUUGAAACUCUCCCUAUUGCCUCCUUAUAA